Molecule: messenger RNA, 465 nt
Organism: Didymodactylos carnosus
Lineage: Eukaryota; Metazoa; Rotifera; Eurotatoria; Philodinida; Philodinidae
Source: the annotation of a GenBank genome assembly
AUGUCUAACUCUAAACUCGAACUAUUAUCAAAUGAGCUAUUGAUGAUCGUAUUUGAAUGCAUUGAAAUUGGCCAAGUAUUUUAUGGUUUUUACAAUUUAAAUCAAAGACUGAAUUCACUUCUGUUCGAUCAUCGCCCUCGUUUUCAUUGUGAAAUUGAUGGUAGUAGUAAAAAUUUAUCACGCCUUUUGCUAUACAAACAUCAAAUUAUACCAUCAAAUUUACUGAGCCAAAUUCAAACAUUAGUUUUAGUUCGAUGUAAUCUGAAAGAAUACGGUGUAUUUCAUCAAAAUUAUCAAACUUUUACCGCUUUAGAAUCGUUAACUCUAAAUGAAUUAAGUUCAAGAGAUAUUGAACAUGUUCUUAGACAAUUUCAAUUGAAACAACAAGAAGAAUAUAUUCCAAAUUUGAAACGUUUGAUUAUAUUAAACCCACGUAAGAAAGUUCUACUGCCCACAGAAUUGUGA